Messenger RNA from Sorex fumeus (smoky shrew), 1220 nucleotides. It is a transcript of the gene SHISA2, whose product is annotated as shisa family member 2. The record is from RefSeq and is a predicted model, not a curated record. The transcript has 2 exons. Gene Ontology annotation, biological process: negative regulation of Wnt signaling pathway; negative regulation of fibroblast growth factor receptor signaling pathway. NCBI's taxonomy places the organism in Eukaryota, Metazoa, Chordata, Mammalia, Eulipotyphla, Soricidae. The coding region runs from base 3 to 890 and encodes 295 amino acids. Gene Ontology annotation, cellular component: endoplasmic reticulum.
CCAUGUGGGGUGGGCGCCGAUCCUGCGCCGCCGCCUCCGGGAAGGCCUCCUCAGUCCUGCAGCUGCUGCUGGCCGCGCUGCUGGCGGCGGGGGCGCGCGCCAGCGGCGAGUACUGCCACGGCUGGCUGGACGCGCAGGGCGUCUGGCGCCUGGGCUUCCAGUGCCCCGAGCGCUUCGACGGCGGCGACGCCACCAUCUGCUGCGGCAGCUGCGCCCUGCGCUACUGCUGCUCCAGCGCCGACGCGCGCCUGGACCAGGGCGGCUGCGACAACGACCGCCAACAGGGAGCCGGCGAGCCCGGACGGGCGGACAAAGACAGCCCGGAUGGCUCUGCAGUCCCCAUCUACGUGCCGUUCCUGAUCGUCGGCUCUGUGUUUGUCGCCUUCAUUAUCUUGGGCUCCUUGGUGGCUGCUUGUUGCUGCAGAUGCCUCCGGCCUAAGCAGGAGCCCCAGCAGAGCCGGGCCUCCGGGGGGACCCGCCUGAUGGAGACCAUCCCCAUGAUCCCCAGUGCCAGCACCUCCCGAGGUUCUUCCUCCCGCCAGUCUAGCACAGCAGCCAGCUCCAGCUCCAGCGCCAACUCCGGGGCCCGGGCACCCCCAACGAGGUCCCAGACCAACUGCUGCUUACCCGAGGGAGCCAUGAACAACGUAUACGUCAACAUGCCCACGAAUUUCUCCGUGCUGAACUGCCAACAGGCCACCCAGAUCGUGCCCCACCAAGGGCAGUACCUGCACCCCCCCUACGUGGGCUACACAGUGCAACAUGAGGCGGUGCCCAUGACCCCAGUGCCACCCUUCAUGGAUGGCCUGCAGACUAGUUACCGCCAGGUCCAGGCCCCCUUCCCUGCCACCAACAGUGAGCAGAAGAUGUACCCAGCUGUGACCGUGUGACUCAAGGGGCAGGUGGGGCUCGGACCCCUUUUCCCGAUUUGGGAAAGUGGGGAGGAUUCUCCACCAGGAAGAGUCCGCUCUCAUCUGUGAUGUUCACAGCAUGAUUCCUUUGGACUUCAUUUGCCCCCGGCCUGUCUGAAAACAUCACUCUCUGCAUUAGUGUUUCUGGAUCUGUUUCAUAUCCUCCUCGGGCAUGACUGGUUUGUGUUGGAGAUGCCCAUUGCCUGGAGUUUUCUGUGUUGUUGCUGAUGUUGUUCAACAGAUAUGCUUGAGCCUUUAAGUGCCCUUGAGGUAUGACAGUCAAAACAAUUUUUGUAAACUGAUAAGGGU